AUGGACCCUUUUACUCACCAGCCUUUGUCCAGAGAUUUUGUCACCAAGCAACCCUUAGUUUGCAUUUGGGAGCUUGUUGACAAGGCUAAAAUGGAAAGAGAUGAAUUGAGGAGUUAUAGAGGCGCCGACGCACACAACAAUUUUACAUACAAUCUGCAUAGCAAGUUGCUUCAACAAGGAAUAAAAACCUACCUUUAUAGAAGAGGAGACGAACUUCCAUUGCCAAUGCUUCUCAAGGUUAUUGAAGAAUAA
Molecule: messenger RNA, 252 nt
Organism: Prunus armeniaca (apricot)
Lineage: Eukaryota; Viridiplantae; Streptophyta; Magnoliopsida; Rosales; Rosaceae
Source: the annotation of a GenBank genome assembly